This is a messenger RNA of Anopheles darlingi, 2086 nucleotides long. RefSeq names its product translation factor GUF1 homolog, mitochondrial (gene waw). The record is from RefSeq and is a predicted model, not a curated record. Gene Ontology annotation, cellular component: mitochondrion. Gene Ontology annotation, biological process: positive regulation of translation. The transcript has 3 exons. NCBI's taxonomy places the organism in Eukaryota, Metazoa, Arthropoda, Insecta, Diptera, Culicidae. The coding region runs from base 99 to 2072 and encodes 657 amino acids. Gene Ontology annotation, molecular function: GTP binding; mitochondrial ribosome binding; GTPase activity.
AGCCGGUCGUUCGUUGUAUAACUUUUUAAAAGUUAUUAGUAGUAUUGUUUAAGUUUUCUACACUUUAGGGAUGAUACAAGUGUAAUCCACGCGUGGGCAUGGCAUGGUUUAGCCUCUCUCCGUUCCGUAUCACACUCCGCCGGUUCUACCCUCAUCGCAAGUUCGCAGCCUCCCUUGGAAAUAUCGGAUGCCAACACGUUCACACAACACGGACAACGCAUCAACGCAAGGAAGAGGACAUCGAGUACGACCAAAUACCGGUCGAUCGGAUACGUAACUUUAGUAUCAUCGCGCACGUCGAUCACGGUAAAAGUACGCUCGCCGACCGGUUGCUGGAGAUCACCGGUACCAUCGCCAAGAACGUUGGCAAUCGGCAGGUGCUCGACAGUUUGCAGGUCGAGAAGGAACGCGGCAUCACGGUGAAGGCACAGACUGCCUCUCUGCUCUACCAGCACGAGGGCGAGCAGUAUCUGCUCAAUCUGAUCGACACACCGGGCCACGUGGAUUUCUCGAAUGAAGUGUCUCGUUCGCUAGCCGCUUGCAACGGUGUUAUAUUGCUAGUGGACGCCAAUCAGGGUGUACAAGCACAAACCGUUGCCAACUAUCAUCUGGCACGGGCAAAACAGCUGACGAUCGUGCCGGUACUGAACAAGAUCGAUCUGAAAAAUGCGCGCCCCGAUGCGGUCUGUAACGAGCUACUUACGCUCUUCGAUAUCGAUCCGGACGAGGUAUUGCGCGUAUCGGCCAAACUCGGUACCGGAUGUGCGGAGGUACUUCAGCGUGUGAUUCAGCGUUUCCCGCCACCGGAUGCGAACCGGGACGCUAACUUUCGGGCGCUGAUCUUUGACAGCUGGUUCGAUAAGUACCGCGGUGCGCUGAAUCUGGUAUACGUUAAGGAUGGUGAGAUCCGGCCGGGACAGGAAAUCGUAUCGUGCCACAGUGGCAAAGCGUACGAGGUGAAGAGUCUAAGCUUGCUGCGACCGGACGAACGGAAAGUCGAUCGACUGGUAGCCGGUCAAGUCGGCCUUCUCGGGUGCAAUAUGCGCACCAGCAGUGAGUCACAGAUCGGAGACACAUUGUACCUGAAGCGUGACAAAACGUGCGUCCCACUGCCAGGCUUCAAGCCUCAGCAAGCAAUGGUAUUUGCCGGCGUAUACCCACCAGAUCAGGCGCAACAUGUCGCGCUGAAAGGCGCUAUCGAGAAGCUGGUGCUGAACGAUUCUGCCGUUACUGUUACGCCCGAUUCGAGCCCGGCUCUGGGUCAGGGAUGGCGGCUAGGCUUUCUCGGGUUGCUACAUCUGGACGUGUUCAGCCAGCGGUUACAGCAGGAGUAUGAUGCCGAACCCGUCCUAACAGCACCUUCAGUGACAUACAAGAUUAAGCUCCGCGGUGCGAAAGCCAUUGCAGCGCACGGUGGCAACGAGAUCGUGUACAUCAGCAACCCUGCCCUACUGCCCGAUCGCACGAUCGUGGAGGAGUACUACGAACCGUACGUGCUCGGUACCAUCAUUGCACCGACGGAGUGCGUCGGGGCGAUCAUCGGUUUGUGUGUCGAACGACGAGCGGUCCAGAAAACGUCACUCAACAUCGACAACGAACGUAUCAUGACCACCUACCUGAUGCCACUGAACGAGAUCGUACUAGACUUUCACGAUCAACUCAAAUCAGUCAGCUCGGGGUACGCCAGCUUCGACUACGAAGAGCACGGUUACGUUGAAACUAGCAUCGUUCGGAUGGAUGUCCUGUUGAAUGGCCAGAUGGUGGAAGAGCUCUGUACCAUCACGCAUACGAGCAAAGCGCAACAGCAUGCACGCGAGCUUGUGCUUAAGCUUCGAGAGCUCAUUCCCCGGCAGAUGGUACAGAUUGCUAUUCAGGCGGUGGUUGGCGGAAAGGUGCUGGCUAGGGAAACCAUCAAAGCCUACCGGAAGGACGUCACAGCCAAAUUGUACGGCGGCGAUGUUACGAGACGAAUGAAGCUACUGAAGCAACAAGCGGAGGGAAAGAAAAAGAUGCGCUCAAUCGCAAACAUCAAUGUACCACGGGAUACGUUCAUAAAGGUGCUGAAAAGAUAGAUGAACAGCGUAAU